AUGGCCCCCGCAGCACAGAAGAAGAAGAAGUGGUCCAAGGGCAAGGUAAAGGACAAGGCCCAGCACUCCGUUGUCCUUGACAAGACCACCGCCGAGAAGCUCAACAAGGAUGUUCAGUCCUACCGUCUGAUCACCGUUGCCACCCUCGUCGAUCGUCUCAAGAUCAACGGCAGCCUUGCCCGCCAGGCUCUCGCUGACCUCGAGGAGCGCGGUGAGAUCAAGAAGGUUGUUGGUCACAGCAGCCUGAACAUCUACACCCGUGCCAUCACCGCCGAGUAA
This is a messenger RNA of Penicillium angulare, 279 nucleotides long. RefSeq names its product 40S ribosomal protein eS25. Gene Ontology annotation, cellular component: cytosolic small ribosomal subunit. The transcript is spliced from 4 exons. The record is from RefSeq and is a predicted model, not a curated record. NCBI's taxonomy places the organism in Eukaryota, Fungi, Ascomycota, Eurotiomycetes, Eurotiales, Aspergillaceae. Gene Ontology annotation, molecular function: structural constituent of ribosome. Bases 1 to 279 code for a protein of 92 amino acids.